Messenger RNA from Penicillium hordei, 903 nucleotides. Its product is annotated as lipoyl(octanoyl) transferase LIP2. The record is from RefSeq and is a predicted model, not a curated record. Gene Ontology annotation, molecular function: lipoyl(octanoyl) transferase activity. Gene Ontology annotation, cellular component: mitochondrion. Lineage: Eukaryota; Fungi; Ascomycota; Eurotiomycetes; Eurotiales; Aspergillaceae. Gene Ontology annotation, biological process: protein lipoylation. The coding region runs from base 1 to 903 and encodes 300 amino acids. The transcript has a single exon.
AUGAGACUCGCACACCUCCACCUCCCCCACACAACGCCCUUCAGCCGGGUCUCUCACAUCCAACAAGCCCUCACAACCCGGCUCCUCACACACAAAAAGCUCGCCUCCCCAGGCUCAAUAUCCUCACAAGAGCCCAGCAACCCAAGCGCCACGCUAGCCAAAACCCCACCACCGCCUCCAGACCCAACGAUCAUCACCUUCACCCCAAACCCCGUCUACACCACCGGCCGUCGCGACCUCCCGCCUUCAAACACAAGCCCGCCCUCCACAUCAAGCCCAGUUCUCUCCCUACCCCCAGCACUCGAACCAAUCCGCUCCCUCUUCACCCCGCACGGCAACCAACCCGCAAAGGCAGAGUACCACCCAACUCUCCGCGGCGGACAGACAACCUACCACGGGCCGGGCCAGAUGGUCGCGUACACGAUCCUGGAUCUCAAGAGACUGGGUCUAACGCCCCGGUGUCACAUUCGUGUUCUGGAGAAUAGCGUCAUCGAUCUACUAAAGAGCUACGGGGUUGAGGGGUUUACAACAGAAGAUCCGGGGGUGUGGGUGAAACCCAUCGCAGAAUCGGAAUCAGGAUCAGAAUUACAACCGAGGAAGAUCACGGCUGUGGGGGUUCAUCUACGACGCAAUAUCAGCAGCUUUGGAAUCGGGCUGAAUGUUACAGAUGAGCCGAUGUGGUUCUUUAAGCAGAUUGUGGCUUGUGGGCUGGAGGGCAAGGAGGCAACUAGUCUGCAGGGGGUGAAUGUUCCGGGAUUGGAGGUUGGAGAUGUUGCUGCUGCAUUUGUGGAGAAGUUUGUUAGUCGAGUUAAUGCUGAUUUUGCAUGUGGGGAGAAUUCGCAUGGGGAGAGGAUUGAUGAGGUUUAUCGGGUUCGGGAGGAGGAUCUGCUGAAUGAUGUCUAG